This is a messenger RNA of Rhipicephalus sanguineus (brown dog tick), 2339 nucleotides long. RefSeq names its product protein-L-histidine N-pros-methyltransferase-like. Gene Ontology annotation, molecular function: protein-L-histidine N-pros-methyltransferase activity. NCBI's taxonomy places the organism in Eukaryota, Metazoa, Arthropoda, Arachnida, Ixodida, Ixodidae. The record is from RefSeq and is a predicted model, not a curated record.
AGACAGCGAGCGUGCGCCAACAGGCAAGUGAAACAGGCGCGAUUCAAGAUCCGGGGAUGGCGACCCUGCGCCCGAUGCUUCACUCGCCCCUGGCUCGCACUCUCUAUGAACGCCUUCUUCGCGACCAGGACCUGGAGCGCCUGGACAAGAGACAGUGGUACAGCAUUGACACAGAUCAGCUGACGGACGAGUUUCUGCUGCAGAGCUUCGUGCAAUGUGAGCUUGAUGCUGAUACGCGGGCCUUUCUUGACCGGAGCACAGAGAAGUCCAACUGGCUGGGCACCCAGAUCCUCCAUGCCGUGGCCAGGCUUUUCCUAGGGUGGUUUCUCACAAAGACUACACUUAAUGGGUUCUUGGGGCGUGGCUCAAUGUUUGUCUUCUCGAUGAGCCAGUUCCUGCGGCUUCUGCGCCUAGGGGCGGACUCGCCGAAGUUGCCGCUCUUCGGCUCACUACUGGACGUGGGUGCGGGCGACGGCAACGUGACGGCAGCCAUAGCGCCUCUGUUCGGCCAGGUAGACGUGACCGAGAAGUCGCCGUCCAUGCGACGCGUGCUGAGUCGGCGUGGAUUCCGAGUGUUGGACGCUGCGACGCUCAGGCCUGCCGAUGGAGACGACGACGGGGAAGAGCAACUGUACGACGUGGUCUGCUGCCUGAACGUGCUAGACCGCUGCGAGACUCCGCUGGGACUGCUGCGCACGCUCAGGGCUCGGCUUUCAAACCCCUCGGGCAGGCUGGUGCUUGCGCUGGUGCUGCCGCUGUCGCAGUACGUAGAGUCCGGCAAGUGCGGCGCCAAACCGCUCGAGACACUGUACGUGCGCGGUUCGACACUGGAGCAGCAGGUCCAGUCGCUUUACAAGGACGUGUUGGUGCCUGCUGGGUUCAUCUUGGAGUCCUGGACCCGACUUCCCUACCUCUGUGAGGGCGACCUCGAACAGGCCUAUUACUGGCUGGACGACGUCGUCAUGGUGCUCCGAGCUGCCGACACGCAUGGAGAUGGACCGUCCUGACGCGUUACGCUGUCUAGAACCGAUAGCAUCUAGAACAUCAUUAUUCAAUACAUGGCGCACCGCAGCCUUACUCUUGCAGCAGCUGGGCUUUUUUUUUUCUUUUUUUUUUUAAGUGAAGUGCGGAUGUAGGUACCAGGAGGCAACGGCAGAGGUUUUUUUUUUUUUUUUUCAUUGUGCCGAUAGUUGUACUGUAGAGUUUCCUAGAUCGAUUACUAGAGGGAACUCUGGCGCUAGUGUAUAUGCGAGCUGCAAGCGUGACGGUUCAGCCAGCAUGGGAAUUGUGUGCAGUACGUGGACUUGCCUAAACUUUCACCUUAUUGCUUCAUACGGGUUUUUUACUUUAAAAACCGGUUAUUUACAACUAUAUAUUAGGCCAUAAAUGCAACUGUUUGUAACAAUAUGCACGUGCACAGAUACUAAUUGCCUUCACGCUUUCAGAAAAUACGAACGCUCAGGUACUUAGCAAGAUAGUGGGGUAGUACCGAUGUUGCCUCCUCUACUGAUGCCUAGAUUUAGCAGCAUUUAAAAAGAUGAAGUGUCAGACAAAAAUAGUUUUUAAUGUAAAAAUGUACUAUUGUUACUAGUAGUGAUCUAUAUUUGCCUUCUUCGACGUUAACAAGCACAAGCGCCUUCUAUAUGAUCAAUCAGUAAUCGUUCGGGUUUUUUUUUUUUCCUGCAGGACAACUGCAGUGAUGUGAUUGCUGCGCCAAUUGGGCCAAACUGUGCCAAAAGGUGUUACCUGCUACAUCCUGCUACAUUUCGGCAGAAAUCUCAUCAUUUUUGCCGAGCGUGCUCCAAGACAUCAUUUCUGCAGUCUUUCGGAGAGAAAAAAAGAAAGAAAGAUGGCAGGCGCUCGGAUUACAUACUUAAGUUAUCGUUGCAAUAUUGUGGUCAUUGGAGCAGACAUGCGAGAGCUGUGUAGUUAUAAAAAAUCUCUCAGGGCCAACAACUAUGUACUAAACAGAGAAUAUUAUUUCAUUGAGCUCAUGGCGUUGAGCAAGUAAAUCGCAGUUACCACCCAAUUCUUGAUUGAGCUUACAAUGAUGUUCAUCCCUCACCAUCAUUCGUGCUAUAACUUUGCCCAUUGCGACCAUCUUGCCCAGCAGCAAAGACAUGCACACAGUAUCUCGUAAAUGGUGACUUUACACUGAAGCACGUGCCCUGCCGUAAACUUUCGCUUAGAUAAAUAGAUGGCGGCACGCGAAAUAAUGUAAGCUGGUAGGUUGGGCAAGAGCUUGAUGUACUGACCCAGACAGUGACACCGGGGAGGGGGGAAGUGGAAUCUGAAUUUGCCAUGUAUACCUAGUGUGCACAUACGUCACCGAGAGGCGA